GUGAAGAAAGCAUGGUGGAUGGAGGCUGGGAAUUGAGUUAAUCGUAUUUAUGUUGUGUUUUAUUACCGAUUAUGGCGGAAAAUCUAGAAAAAGUAUUGACAGAUAUUAAAUCGCAACCUUGGAGCUUAUUAACAGUAAAUAAUCAGCAAUUACUUUAUAAAAUAUUAACCGAUUCUAUUUGUUAUUGUAUACUAUUGACUGAUUUGAACAGCAUUUAUUAUGAAUAUUUAUCCGGUUUAGAAAUCGAGAGGAAAUUUUCGGAAAUGAAUGCUGGACUAGAAAUGUCAUUAAGUAGGAUUCUGUUACAACUAAAGAAAGCUUUAAAGGGAUUAGAAAAUGGAGAUUCGCAAAAUCUUUGUGUAACAAGAGAGAACGACGAAUACUUAAUCAAGAUGGAAACUCUGCUGGCCGGAAUACCCUUCUCGUGGACAUUCGCUUUAAAGGAAAACAGGAAUAUACGGAUGAAAGAUCACUUAUUGAUUCCGUGUCUAGGAAUGAUUGCAGAAUUACAACAAAGACAAGCUUGUCUGCUAUCCAUUAUAGAGAAAAAAGAUCUAGAAAUUGAAGAUUAUAAAGAACAAGAAGCCAAAGUAUCUAGAAAAUAUUUGGAGACGAAACCAUUUAAUUCUCAUCAGUUUUUUCAAGAUAGAAAUAAUACAGAGGUAUUAGCUAGAACUAUAGAAGAAUCUUUUAUAAGAGUAUUUAAUGAAGAAAACAAUGACUUGUAUACAUCGGUGGUUUCUGCAUUUAAUGAAGUUGAAGCAAAAGCCGCUCUUUAUGGAAAUGAAACAGAAACAUUAAUGGCAGAAGAGGAUUUAGCCAGACAAACUCAGCCCAUGACUCAAUCAAAAGAAGAACUGAAAGAACAAGAAAAGAAUUUAGAAAUCACUAGGAGAAAGGCAUUGGAAAAGCAAUUAUGUUCGACACCUAAAGCAAAAAAGAAGAAAAUCAAUUUAUGAUUUUAUGUAUAGGCCUCUUCUGUAGGAUUCUCUAUUUGAAACUUGAAUUUGUAAAUACAGUUUUUUUAAUUUACAAUGAAAAUACCUUGAGAUUAAAUAAGAAAAUCUGACUUGAUAAGGCCUUGUUAUUUAACAUAUAUAUAGGGUCCUUGCACGUCCACAUAACUGACAAAUGCAGAUGGCUACAGUUACUAACAUAAAUUACGUGCUACACAAUGAGACCACUUGUGGCACCUCCAGUGAUAAAAUUUAGAAGUUUGCACUCCCUUCUCAAAAACAAUACACAAUACAGGAAAAAAAUCUACUACAAAAUUAUAGACCAUGUAUAAGCAUGAUUUAGUAUGAAAGGACAAACUGUGUACAUGAAGAGCACGAAAUGUAGCGAGAGUGCAGACAGUAAAAUGUGUAUUUCUUGUGUGUUUUUAGAAAAAUAAACAGCCAAAAUUUACAACAGGUUUGUAUUACACUUUUACGACUUGUUUCGGAUUUUGCUAAAUAUCUGUAUUAUGAAAUUUUCGUUAAUUUAUAUUAUUAUUUGUAAAUGUUACAGGCUAAACUAGUUUAUCCUACGCAUGUCAGGAUAUACUAGAUUAUCCUAGGCCGAACUGAUUUAUGUACUACAAAUAGACGCCAGUGUAAAAAAAAUGAUUUUGUGUAAUUCGAAAUGCCACCACAGUACACCCGGUGGUUAAAGUGUACCUAGGUAACCCCAAUGGCGGUGUUUCAAUUAGGUGGUUUGGUUAGAUUAACUACAUUUUUAG
Centruroides sculpturatus (bark scorpion) is the source of this 1720-nucleotide messenger RNA. Its product is annotated as non-homologous end-joining factor 1-like. Gene Ontology annotation, molecular function: DNA end binding. Bases 72 to 959 code for a protein of 295 amino acids. Gene Ontology annotation, cellular component: nucleus; DNA ligase IV complex. The transcript has 7 exons. The record is from RefSeq and is a predicted model, not a curated record. NCBI's taxonomy places the organism in Eukaryota, Metazoa, Arthropoda, Arachnida, Scorpiones, Buthidae. Gene Ontology annotation, biological process: double-strand break repair via nonhomologous end joining.